Anarrhichthys ocellatus (wolf-eel) is the source of this 4062-nucleotide messenger RNA. Its product is annotated as CD209 antigen-like protein E. NCBI's taxonomy places the organism in Eukaryota, Metazoa, Chordata, Actinopteri, Perciformes, Anarhichadidae. The transcript is spliced from 7 exons. The record is from RefSeq and is a predicted model, not a curated record. The coding region runs from base 1843 to 2730 and encodes 295 amino acids.
UCACACAGUGAUACACCGUCGUACAAAAACCUCCUCAGCUGAAGAGGAACUGAUCUCACUCAACAGCUGAAUAGAAAUAGAAGAAAUGUGCAGUACUCACAGAUGGCCAUGGGGUUGAAGGGAGGCGCUCUUCUGCACUAGCAGCUGUGAAGAAGAUGGGAGCAACCAGGUCUGAACACCUAAUACCUGUGACAGUCAGCAGAAAGGGCGUGGCCUCCCGCAAAAUAACAGAAGACAAAUCAAUGUAGGGAUUUAGAUAUUGAUUAAUGAAAUACCAGUUGGGAGAAUGAAUCGAUAAAAAGAGACAUAAAUACUUAAAAUCAGAUGCGAUAAAAACAAAAAACGUUCUCAUAAAAUAUGAAACUAACUAUACCUAAGGCUUAAGCUAACAUAUUGCUAAUUGGCACUUAAUACAAAAUUCAACUUAGGCUGAUGAGCAAAUUCUCCUCAUCUUCACCAUUGUGCAUCCGGACCCUCGUCUUCAUUCCUCUGCUCCUUAUCCAUCCAGUUCAGGGCUCAUAUUUUUGUUGUUGAUUGUAGCACGUUAACAUGUAAAAAUGUUCUAAUUAGCACUACAUACAAGGUAUAGUCGAGACUGGUGGGACUGACGUUUGUUUUUAAAUAUCUACUAAACCAAAAAGUACAAAUUUAACUAAUUUAAAUUUUGACCUGAUGCCAAAUGAGAAGUCAGGCGAUCAUCAACGUUGUCACAGUUUAUCCUCUGGGGAACAUGAGUGUUAGUACCAAAUGUCAUGGAGAUCAAUCGUUGUUGAGAUAUCUCACUCUGGACCAAACAGGCCCACAGACCCACCAUGACAUCCUAACAGCUGCUAGCAUUGCUAAAAAUAAAGUGAAGAUACAUGAGAAAACGUGACCAUAACAGCUGUAGAGAUUUACAACAGUUUUACUAUUAUUUUAGUCUGCAAUCAAAUUCAUCUCAUCUAUUUUGUUCUUUUUCUUGAGUUGAUUGAGAAGGAUCAUAAAUCGAUUCAUCCAGAAGACACUGUGAAGACCAGACACACAGAAACACAACAAAUCACUGGAAACGGUUGCACAUCUUCCUGUAAAUAAAUAGUCAAUGUUUUGUUGUUUUUACCGUAAAUAACGUGACAUAAUAAACGUCAGAAAGCGACUUAAAGCACACCACAACAAGACAGGAUAACUCACAGCUUUGCCUUCAAAAUAAGAGACUUGCUGUUUUCAUGCCAUUUGUUCUUAGACCUGCACUCUGUCAUUUUUUUUAACACAAUAUGCGAAUUAACUGCAACUUUCCUAAACUAAUGAUGUUAAUCUGUUUGUUUGUUUUCUUUAGUAGACUUUACUAACAUAAAGUUUCAUGUUUUAAGUUGACAUAGUUGUUUCUUGCAGUACUUUAUUCCUGUCAGUAGUCCUUGUUUGUAAAAUAUGUUGGUAGGCAGACGACAUUACGUCCAUUCAUUUGUAAGUCAUUUAUUCUGCGACAUCUGUGUGCAAAACAUUCAGAUGUCGCAAAUGUUGAAUACGAAAAAAAGUGCAGUGAAGCCUUCACAAUAGUGGUAUCAUUGUUUUUUUAAAUAGUGGAGUUUAAGAAAGGAUAUUUACUCAACGACCGACUUAUGCAGCACCAGUGCAUCGUUGGAGCUUUUAUUUUGACACAAAUGACCUGAACACAUCUGGGGCUGUUCUUCGGGGUGCUUGACUCCACAUGCUGCAGCACAGACGGUUUACAGAGAGUAGAAACAGGGACAGGAGGGGCACUCACAGCUUGACUGGGAGUUUUGUUUUCCCUCUCACUCCACACAGAAACUUGUUUUAAAACUUUUAAUAUCAAUACUUUUUUUUUUUUGUUCCUCCACCGCUGCAAUGUCGUCCACCGGGAGCUCCCUGGCCUGUGAGGGGAUGUACUCCAAACUGAUAGACGACGAGGACGCAUAUGACGAUCUGAACCGCAGGCCAGAUGUGGGGCUCAGCGCUCACCCAGUCUCCCCAAUCAGACUGAUCCCCAGGCCGAGCGGCCCCGGGCCCUACCGCCUCGCCACCAUCUGCCUGGCUACGCUGUGUGCCGUCCUGCUGAUCUCCAUCAUAGCCGUCACCGCACACUAUAAGAACAAACCUCAGAGAGAUGGAGAAGUGACCUCAGAGAUGCAGAAGCAGACGCAGGACUCGGACACGUCAGCUUUGACUGCCUCCAUCAGCAAACUGCAGGAGGAGAGAAAACAGCUGCAGAAAGAGAAGAACGAGCUUCUGGCCAAACUGGACACAAUGAUAGCCACUAAAGCUCCUGAGGUGAUCAAACCCACGACGAAGGCCCCGAUCGUCUGCCCCGUGGACUGGCAUCUCUUCAACAACAGCUGUUACUUCAUCUCCAGAACCACGAGGGAUUGGCCCGAGAGCAAGUCGUACUGCCAGAGCCAAGGAGCUUACCUGGCCAUCAUCCACACGGCGGAGGAGCAGUCGUUUCUGUGGGAUCAUCUUCCCAGAGGCCACUGGAACGCCUACUGGUUCGGGAUCACUGACGGGCACACAGAGGAUGAGUGGAAAUGGGUGGAUGACACCCCGCUGGACGGAGGUUUUUGGGAGGUCGGCGAGCCCAACAACCACAUCAACGAGGACUGUGGCUACAUUGUGAAAACACGCGUGUUGGAGCGAGUGGCGAUCCGGAGCUGGUACGAUGCCCCCUGCACCAUGUACUUGCCCUUCAUCUGUGAGAAAGACAUGGCCGCCGUCGCCAGCUCCGCCGUACCACACUGAGACAUCAGCGCCGCUCUGGUCGUCUGUAGUUUGUCCCCUGCAGGCAUGAAAGCAACUUAAAAACUGACACAAUACAGUCAGAUAUUUCAGGUUUACGGGAUGAAUAUAAGAUGAAUGAAAUUUAAUGAACUUCUCUCCUUUUAUUGUAUCAAAAGCACUGGUCUGUAUGUUUUAGAUAUUCCGUAUAUUCUCGGUCACUGAUCUUGUGAUGAAUAUCGGUAUUUAAAGAUGCAAUGCGUAAGAUCUGUCCAGAAGUUUAGUUAAAAAACAUUCAAAAAUUAGCUAACAUCCUAUAACAGCAUGUGAAGAGGUUGAAGUGUUGUCUGUGUUGUGUUGCAGAGAUGUCUACUGAAGUUAGCAUGCUAACCAGCUAGCACCGGCCCGUCCUGUCGUGUGAUUCCACUUAAAACCUGGAGAGGUGAUAGUGAGUCGCUGUAGCGUCCAGUCUGUCCUCAGUCCAACAUGAGAGGAAGUAGAGCUACAGUCAUGUUGAGUUACUAAUAUUCACGUGUGGCUUCGGCAGUUGUUUUUUAUAGCAGCAGUCUGGUUGAAUUGGUGUGUCUUCUUGCAUUGCUGUUAGUUAGUAGUUGACUGUAAAUUGAGAUUUACAGGACCCUGAGGUGAAAUGCUGCUCCCUAUUUGUUUUGAGUAUGUGGCCAAAUCUUACUCAUUGCAUCUUUAAAGAAACUCCUGUGAGAUUAUUAUGGAACUGUUCCUUUUUAGGUCUUUAGAAGUACAAUAAAUAAACACAAAGGUAACAUUUAGAUUGUAGAACUUCACAUCAAGUCCAGUUAGACUGAAGAGGUUUUUUCAUCACGUUUCCUUGUAAAUUGAAGGAUGUUGCAGCCUGAGAGGAAGACUCAAUUAUCAGGGUUGAAUAAUACUACUGCUAAUAAUUAUCCAUCAAGUAUCAGAUCACAACUACCGAACCUCCUUGAAUGAGGGCUGUGGUGCUUCUUUGGCUUUAUGUUACCAAAGGUGUUUCAUAUGGUUUUACUUUUGUUUCUUUGCCUUUUACUACAUAAUCGAUUCGUUUUUUGUUUUGUUUUGUUUUGAUCAGGGAUUCAAGAUAAUUAUCAAUGUUAUCAUUUAUUUUUUUACAUAAUAAAUGAACUUUUUAGUGUUUAUAAUAGAUGUAUGUUAACUGUACAAGUAUCAUGAUGGUAACUGUGCACACGUGUGAUUAAGAAUGAUCAUUUUGAAUAUAAUGCACUUUUAAAUAAAGUUUCAUACUUUUUUUUGUUUUCCAUUUGAAUGUAACGUGAAUCAAAUAUUUGAAAUUAUGCAGAAACAUGUCCUGUGGAUCUUGUAAAUAAAUAAUAAUGAUAAUUG